AUGGGGAAACAGAAUAGCAAGCUGGCCCCUGAGGUGAUGGAGGAUCUGGUGAAGAGCACGGAGUUCAAUGAACAUGAGCUAAAACAGUGGUACAAGGGAUUUCUAAAGGACUGUCCAAGUGGUAGACUGAACCUUGAAGAGUUUCAGCAGCUCUACGUAAAAUUCUUUCCAUAUGGAGAUGCUUCAAAGUUUGCCCAGCACGCCUUCCGAACCUUUGAUAAAAACGGAGAUGGGACCAUCGACUUCAGAGAGUUCAUUUGUGCGCUGUCCAUCACCUCACGAGGCAGUUUUGAGCAAAAGCUGAACUGGGCCUUCAACAUGUAUGACCUGGAUGGUGAUGGUAAAAUUACAAGAGUGGAAAUGCUGGAAAUUAUAGAGGUGAGAUCAAUAUGA
Messenger RNA from Balearica regulorum gibbericeps (East African grey crowned-crane), 393 nucleotides. The record is from RefSeq and is a predicted model, not a curated record. NCBI's taxonomy places the organism in Eukaryota, Metazoa, Chordata, Aves, Gruiformes, Gruidae.